Molecule: messenger RNA, 1338 nt
Organism: Polistes canadensis
Lineage: Eukaryota; Metazoa; Arthropoda; Insecta; Hymenoptera; Vespidae
Product: C-type lectin domain family 9 member A
Exons: 7
Coding region: 462-1316 (284 amino acids)
Source: RefSeq, a predicted model, not a curated record
CUAAUUUUCAUAGUAACAGAACGUUAUCGAUUAUUUUUCAUUUUCAUUUUUCUUUUAUAAUAUUCUUUUUGGUUUUAUAGUAUAUCAAUGAUCGUAUAGAAUGACGUUGCAAAUGAACUUGUAAAAGAAAGUGACUUGUUUUUCGAGGAGGGGAGAAAGUGACCCAGAGAAGUUCUCAGAACUGAUCAUCAUCCUUUCAGAUCGUUUAUCGACAGUCGCACGUUGAACGUUUACAGGUAGAGAACAUAAUAUGUCUGUGUGUCUGUGCACGCGCGUCUAUUAAAAACAAUUUUUAAACGUAAUUUCAACGAUCGAAGAAUAAUAUUUUCGAAUCAAUUAUCAUUCGCGGAUAAAAUAGUAAAGGAUAUAUAAAAAAAAAAAUUAUAUGCCACGGUGAUACACGCGGAGAAAGCGGGAAAUUCCAGAGUCAUCGACGACGAUUACUAUAAAGAUCGAAAAUCAUGAGACAAUCGAAACACUUGUGUACACAUUUAUCAAUAUUUCUGAUAACAUCGUCAAUGAUCAUCACAGAUAUUUUGGCCGAGUCACCGUUAACAUCGACAAAUGACACGAACAUACUUGGAACUCGUAAAAUAGGACCAUGGAGUGAGAUUUUAGAGGAUUGGAUCGUAUCUGCAGCGAAUCCAGGUACGUCAAGAGUAUCUAAGGUAAUGAAACUAGGUGACAAAAUGUUGACGGUGUCAACAAAAGGAACACCGAAUAAGAGGGACGUUUCCGAAACGGAUAUUUAUUUGUUAGGUGCUAUCGAAAAACUUGUCUACCGGGUGGAUUACGUUGAAAAACGUUUGAGAAGAGCCGAAGAACUGUUGUAUUACGUUAUUUCUGGAUCUACCUCUAUCAAAGAUACCUGUCCAACGAAUUAUACCAGCAUUGGUCGUUAUUGUUAUUAUUUUAGUGAUCGUGAAUACGAUUGGAAAUCAUCUGCAAGUCUUUGUCGGGGUAUGGGUGGUCAUUUGGUCGAAUUCGAGACAAUUGUUGAAAAUCAGGAUGUAAUAUCUCACAUACAAGGACACGCGAAAUUAAAAGGGAAACAUUUUUGGACGGGUGGUUUGAAUCCUGGUCUUUUAUGGAUUUGGGCUGGUAGUGCAAGACCUAUACAUAAUGAUACCAAACAAGCUGUUGUUGGGAACGGCAGGUGUUUGAAAUUAUCUUACGAUAUGUCGUCGAAAAUUUAUUCUUACAAGGGGGAGGAAUGCGCGUCGAGACAAAAAUUCAUUUGCGAAUUGACCACCGAUGACGAAUCGGCGAAUAAAAUUGAAAGAACUGCACGAAUAUUAUCCGAUAAUAUUCCUUAAAUUCAAGGAUUUUUUGUGUUUU